CUAGUCAGUUAGUCAGUUAGUCGGUAAAGAAUGUGAAUGGCAGCCAGUGCAUUUAUUAACCUGCAUACAAAGUGCACAGUGUAUAAUUAUUUCACGUUUAUCUAAUUGCGAUUUCAGCAUAUCGAGUGACUUCGCAUUUGACAAGUUUGACAGUUCUUGCUGUUGCGAUGGAUCGACUGACGAAGUUCAUCUAGGGCGUAGGUUUCGUUGGGUCUCUCAUAUGAAUAGAGGUUGAGAAAGCUGAAGAAAGGGAAAACGUUUUCUACCGAUAAAUUAGCGUCCUGCAUUUUACUGCUCAAAGAAAUCACAUCGUAUUCGAGAAGAGCAGCAGUAAGGAGAAAAGAAAUUGGAAAAAUCAUUCAAUUAUAUUGGAUAUAAAAAAAACUGCAUAAUGAGCAUUACAUUGCCUUUACGCUACACAAAAAAUAACAAUCGUCUUACAUUAAAUCAAAGAUUGUUCUACGAAAAGAAUGGAUAUUUAGUAUUUCCUGGUCUUAUAUCACAAGAUGUCAUCGAUGAAUGCCACAAGAGAUAUGACGAUAUUGUCGAAGGCAGAACUUCACGAGACGGAAUCACCGUGAUGUACGACAUAAAGGACAAGAAGACGGUAAACAAAAUACAGGACAUACAUCUGGACCCGACAUUCCGUAAAUACAUAGAACACAAGGAAAUCAUCGACAUAGUCGAGUGCUUCACGGGACCAAACGUAUUAGCGAUACACAGUAUGCUCAUCGCGAAGCCUCCCGACAUUGGAUUCGGUAGUUCAAGACAUCCGCCGCAUCAAGAUCUGUAUUACUUUCCGAUACGUCCUGCUGAUCGUAUAGUAGCAGCCUGGACAGCCAUGGAAUUGUGUAAUAGCGAAAACGGAUGUCUCUACGUAGCACCUGGAUCACAUAAUUUCGGCCAGAUAUUCCGGCAUGAUUAUCCUCCAAAUUCGGAGGGCGUGAUAAACAAGUUUUAUUACGGAAUACAGGACUUGCCUACGAUCGAUCAAUGGGUAAAUCUCGAAAUGCAAGCCGGCGAUACAGUAUUCUUCCAUCCGAUGCUCAUUCAUGGAUCCGGCGUUAACUUAUCCAAGAAUACGAGACGGGCCAUUUCUUGCCACUAUUCGACAGCCAAUUGUGAUGUCAUUGAUGACGAUCCAACUCAGGACCCCAUCAGAAAUGAGAUCGUGAAUUUUGUGAAGAAAAAAUAUCCCGGCGUAACUUUAACGUACGCGGAUAUAUGGCGCUUCAAGGCUUCGCUCGUGCGCGGUCUUCGAUCAUCUUUUUGAAUGUUUAAUAAUUAAAUUAUAUUGUAUAUUUUGAAACGGGAAUAAUAACCGGGGAUAUUAAAGUUAACAUAGUUUCGAUAUAUUUGUAUAUAUAUAAUAAUGUCAAUGUAAGAAGAGAGGUCAACAUGGGAUUCGUUUAAUGGACAAUAUGAGGUGUGACAUUCGGGAGAGAGAUGGAUAAGUAACAUUACUACAGAAGAAGAAGUAACGACAACGGCGGGACUGUCGCCGUUAUUAUUUAAUGAAUUAAAACUGCGUUGGUGUCGUUGAGAAUUCAACGGUUGUGAGACGUAACAAUGUUUCGCGAGAGGAUCUUUAUAAGUGUUCUCGUGUUGCACGCUCGAGCUCGAUGUGCGACAAACGGCUAAACAAAUCUUAAAGCGAUCCAAAUUAUGUAUACGCAGUUUCCCACCGUUUUUUUGCAUCCUCGCAGACCCCGACUUUCGACCUCUCAUUUGUAAAAUUUGCUGAAAUAAAUUUAUAUUUUAAUGACAAAUUUUAA
This is a messenger RNA of Nylanderia fulva, 1775 nucleotides long. RefSeq names its product phytanoyl-CoA dioxygenase, peroxisomal-like. The record is from RefSeq and is a predicted model, not a curated record. Gene Ontology annotation, molecular function: phytanoyl-CoA dioxygenase activity. Gene Ontology annotation, biological process: fatty acid alpha-oxidation. NCBI's taxonomy places the organism in Eukaryota, Metazoa, Arthropoda, Insecta, Hymenoptera, Formicidae.